This is a messenger RNA of Nymphaea colorata (pocket water lily), 2065 nucleotides long. Its product is annotated as MLO-like protein 4. The record is from RefSeq and is a predicted model, not a curated record. Gene Ontology annotation, biological process: defense response. Gene Ontology annotation, cellular component: membrane. NCBI's taxonomy places the organism in Eukaryota, Viridiplantae, Streptophyta, Magnoliopsida, Nymphaeales, Nymphaeaceae. The coding region runs from base 288 to 1904 and encodes 538 amino acids. The transcript is spliced from 15 exons.
UGGAGGGUGCAUGACGAUCACGUUGUUGACCUCGGGCAACGAAGACAUGCUUUUAGGUUUGCAGUCUCUGUCUCCAGUGGCAGCAUUCCACCGCAUUCAUCGCGUUGCUGAAGUGAAGUGAAGUGAAGUUCAAUGGUCUAGAGAUAGAAGGUUUUAGUACCGGCUAAUGCGGUUUGAGAGAAAGAAAGGGGGAGUGCGUCGCCAUUGCAAACAGACGCCGUUUCUACGUUCUUGUUUCUGUAAUCCUUUCAGAUUUCAAAGUUUUCACACCAAGAAAGAAAAUCUAGAUGGAGCAGCAUGAGGAGGUUGAGUUGGGGAGGUCACUAGCCUAUACUCCCACGUGGUCUAUUGCAGCAGUCACUACCAUUCUAGUUGGCAUUGGAUUCUUGGCCCAACGACUGAUUCAUGUUUUUGGCAAUUGGUUGUUAAAAACUAAAAGGAGGGCCCUCUUAGAAGCUCUGGAAAAGAUUAAGGAAGAGUUGAUGGUGUUCGGACUCAUUUCUUUACUUUUGGGUCAGUGGGCAGAAUGGGUGUCAAAAAUAUGUCUGAAAUCUUCGGUCUUCAGUAGUCGAUUCUAUAUGUGCUCGGUACAGGACUACGGAGGGAAUGAGCGAAGACGUUUGCUGAUGGACGCUGGUGUACAGUUUCCAAAUCAUUCAUUUCAUGAGUCAUGGAAGACAAAGAGGGCACUUGCUCAGCAAUCCUUCUGUCCAAAGGGCCAUGAAGCAUUUAUUUCCUAUGAAAGCCUUGUCCAAUUACACCAUUUCUUGUUUGUUCUUGGCAUCACUCAUGUCAUCUACUGUUGCAUGUCCGUUGCUCUGACCAUGAUAAAGAUUUACAGCUGGAGCACCUGGGAGAGUCAGGCAAGAACGGGAACUGUCCAAAACUCAAUAGGAGUUGAAAAGAAGAAGAUGAUCCCUAGGCAUCAAUCCUCUUUUGUCUUCCAUCAUACAUCACACCCUUGGAGUAAGAACAAAGUUUUGAUCUGGAUGCUUUGUUUUUUUCGUCAAUUCUGGAGUUCCGUAAAAAUGUCCGACUAUAUGGCACUUCGUAUAGGUUUCAUCAUGAAACAUAAUCUGCCUCUCACAUAUAAUUUUCACAAUUAUUUGUCAAGAAGCAUGGAGGAUGAAUUUCGUGACAUAGUGGGGCUCAGCUGGCUUCUCUGGGCGUAUGCUAUUUUAUGCAUCUUCCUAAACUUCCAUGGGACAAACUUGUACUUCUGGCUGUCCUUUAUACCUGCCAUUCUGAUACUUCUAGUUGGUACAAAAUUGCACCAUGUAGUGGUUCAACUGGCAUUGGAAAUAGUGACAUUAGACAGUGAAUUCACAGAGAUGAAACCAAGGCCCCGUGAUGAACUAUUUUGGCUUGGGAAGCCCAAGUUGCUCUCAUGGCUAAUACAGUUUAUUUCUUUCCAGAAUGCAUUUGAAAUGGCGACAUUCAUCUGGUCUCUGUGGGAAAUAAAAUCCUCCAGGUGUUUUAUGAGGGACGGUGUUUUCCUUGUCACUCGUUUGUCAUCAGGGGUUGUGGUGCAGUUCUGGUGUAGCUACGGUGUACUUCCUCUUUAUGUGCUCAUUGCACAGAUGGGAUCCAAGUUUAAGAAGGCUUUAAUUUCUGAAAAUGUGAGAGAGUCACUUCAUGGCUGGCGCAAACGAGUGAAGAGAAAAACAAGGAAACAUCACCCAGAAGCACGUUUUGGAGCUGUGAGAUCAACCUCUUUUAAAACCGUGGUUGAGGAGAUGCAUGCUGAUGACUCGAUCCAUCAAAGUGAAAUCACUUCACCUAAUGAAAAUGAGUUUAGCUUACAGGAAAAUAACAGACCAGAAGACGAUGAUCCUUCAUUUGACGAACCGAUCUAUGACACUUAUAGUGAUGAAGAUGAUGAAUUAUGCCUAUUGUCACCGUGAAUUCGUCAUCUGUAACUCUUUUGAGGUUUUGUAUAUAAUGAUUUUCCCUCCAUUUCCUACCAAUCAAGGCAACGAGACUGAAUAUCAUCGGGUCGGUAUGUCGUUAUUGGAUAACAAAGGCAUUGAUUCAAUAUAUAGGAUGCGCAGGUGCCAUUCUCAUG